Neoarthrinium moseri is the source of this 1002-nucleotide messenger RNA. RefSeq lists its product as uncharacterized. The transcript has a single exon. Lineage: Eukaryota; Fungi; Ascomycota; Sordariomycetes; Amphisphaeriales; Apiosporaceae. Bases 1 to 1002 code for a protein of 333 amino acids. The record is from RefSeq and is a predicted model, not a curated record.
AUGUCUUCCGUAGCAGAGGUCCAGCCGGCCACGACCGACCUGCCGUCGGGGGACCCCGUCCCCUCCGCCGGCGCCGCGCCGCCCUCGAAGCCCAAGCCGCUCCCGCUCCGGGAGCUGCUGGCGGCGGCCCCGUCCAACGUCGACGCCUUCCUCGCACACCUGCAGCGCGCGCUGAGCACGCCGUCGGGCAUCGACACGGUGCUGCUGUUCCUGUGCUACAGCUCGCGGCUGACGUCGGCGCUGCUGGAGCUGGCCACGGGCCCCGUCAUCAAGAGCCGCGCCAACGCCCUGCUGGCCCUCGCCGCCUCGCUGCCCCCGCGCACCACCCUCGUCUUCACCUCCAAGGCCUUCCCCUCGCCCAGCGCCGCGCUCCUGCUGGCCCUGUCCAAGCGCCUCAAGACCUUCAGCGGCCUGCUCUCCGAGACCCGCACCUUCCUGCGCCUGUGGGGCCUGCUGGGCAUGUACUUCUGGGGCAAGGGCCUGGUGCUGCGGCUGCGGGCGGCGCGGGCGGCGGCGCAGUCGAGCGACCCGGAGAAGCGCGCGGCGGCGCCCCGGCUCGACACGCUCGAGACCACGCUGGCCGUGUCGCAGCUCGUGGCCUGCGUCGUGUUCCAGGCGCUGGAGAACGGGGCGUUCCUGGCGCAGAAGAGCGUGCUGGCGUGGCAGCCGGCCAGCAUCGGGGCGGCGUACCGGUGGAGCGCGCGCUUCUGGGGCGCCUUCGUCGGGCUCAAGCUGGGCGAGCUGUUCCUCGAGUCGCGGCGCCGCGCCGCCGUGCCCGCGCGCCAGCGCAUGGGCGACAAGACGGUCGCCGUCUUCGAGCGCGAGGAGCAGGAGUGGGCCGCCGAGUGGCGCAAGAUGGUCGGCCGCAACAUGGCCUGGUUCCCGCUGACCAUCCACUGGAGCCUGGAGCAGGGCCUGUUCAGCGAGCUGGCCGUCGGUGCCAUUGCGAGCGUGCCCGGAGUGAUCCAGAUCAGGGACCUGUGGAGGAGGACUGCCGAAUAG